AUGAGGACACAGGGAUCUCGAGCCUCGAAAGAAAUCGAUGAUCUUGGGCCGGCCCUUCAAGAAAUGCGUCCUGCUCGGUCCUCUCGCCUGAGAAAGCCAAAGAACGACGCGGUCUCCGUCCCUCCUGAAACCGCUAGUGGGGGCGUACCUUCGGCCGAGACCGCCGUCGUUGUCUCCUCCGAGUCUCUCCCGGCGGCUGCUUCUGCGUCAUUGCAGACGGCGCCGUCAAUCGCCUCGCGAGCGGGAAAUAGGAAAGGUGGUAAGGGUGCCAGAAAGAAAGUAAUGGAUACUCAGCAGGCGCCCAAAGAGGCUCGCAGUGGUCGUCGUAAAAACGCAAAGGCUGGGAACGGUGUGAGCUCCUCCAAGGCGGCGAGUGCUGCCAGGGAUAUGUCAGGCGUCUGUCAGGUUGACGUUGAUGAGGGGCAGGAGAAGGCUCCAGACGAUGCACGGGAUGACUCGCAGGAAAACCUCCAAGGCAACUCGCGCGAUGUCCCGGAAGUGAUAGGAGGUAGUGAGACGACUUCGAACGGAUCGCCAGGCGGUCCUUCCGUGCCGAUGGACGCGACCAUCCCGCGCACGGCUCCGGAUGGCCCUCGAAGCAAGGAGACGACUUCGAGCGGAUCGCCAGGCGGUCCUUCCGUGCCGAUGGACGCGACCAUCCCGCACACGGCUCCGGAUGGCCCUCGAAGCAAGGAGAUGACUUUAAGCGGAUCGCCAGGGGAUACUUCCGUGCCGAUGGACGCGACCACCUCGCACAUGGCUCCGGAUGACUCUCGAAGAAAGGAGAUGCCUCUGAACAGCUUUUAG
This is a messenger RNA of Punctularia strigosozonata HHB-11173 SS5, 807 nucleotides long. RefSeq lists its product as uncharacterized. The record is from RefSeq and is a predicted model, not a curated record. Lineage: Eukaryota; Fungi; Basidiomycota; Agaricomycetes; Corticiales; Punctulariaceae. The coding region runs from base 1 to 807 and encodes 268 amino acids. The transcript has 10 exons.